AUGUGUCGAUUGUUUGGAUCACGUCAGCCAGUGUCUAUAUGGGAUCGACGAUGCUUUCAGCUUUCAGGAUCACAAUACAAUGGCAAGUUCCCAACCAUCAAAAACCUUGAAGCUGUAUGGUGGGCCUUUGACCAAGGAACAAAAUACGAAGCUCACAACACAAUCUUGAUUGACGAUUCAUCCCACAAAUCCAUUAUGCAACCUUACAAUGCUAUCCAUAUCAGCACCUUUCAUCAUCGAGACAGCCGGCUUCUAAACGAAGGGGAUAAGGAAUUGAUUCAUGUCAUGGAAUAUCUUGAAGCGUUGAGGAAACAAAGCAACGUAUCCAAUUACAUACGCCAUCAUCCUUACAAGUCAUCAUCAUCAUCAUCACCAACAUCUACAACUACAACUAAUGAUCAUCCGCAUGAACAUCAAGUAUAUUUUUAUGACUUUAUGACUGGUGAACGUGAGCUAGUUGAUCUCAGGUCCCUCGUUUCCAUUCACAAAGCCGACCCAUCAUCAUCAUCAUCAUCCUCAUCAUUGCCCAUUGCCAUAGCAACAGCAUCCAUAGAAACAUCAUCUACUAGUCCAUCAUCCACCAUGCAUACAAAGUAA
Lichtheimia ornata is the source of this 597-nucleotide messenger RNA. RefSeq lists its product as uncharacterized. Gene Ontology annotation, molecular function: phosphoprotein phosphatase activity. NCBI's taxonomy places the organism in Eukaryota, Fungi, Mucoromycota, Mucoromycetes, Mucorales, Lichtheimiaceae. The coding region runs from base 1 to 597 and encodes 198 amino acids. The record is from RefSeq and is a predicted model, not a curated record. The transcript has a single exon.